Molecule: messenger RNA, 2027 nt
Organism: Agrilus planipennis (emerald ash borer)
Lineage: Eukaryota; Metazoa; Arthropoda; Insecta; Coleoptera; Buprestidae
Gene: cert
Product: collagen type IV alpha-3-binding protein
Exons: 9
Coding region: 163-1854 (563 amino acids)
Biological process (GO): ER to Golgi ceramide transport
Cellular component (GO): Golgi apparatus
Molecular function (GO): phosphatidylinositol-4-phosphate binding
Source: RefSeq, a predicted model, not a curated record
AUGUGGGCGAAUUGUGUAUUGUAAAGAUAAAAACAAAUUGGCAUGACAUUGAUAAACAGUUAAUACGAAUUGUUUAAGUAUUACAACAAAUUUAAAGCAUUUGUAAAAAUACUAUGACUUGACGAGGAAAGAGUAUUUUUAUUUUGUUCGGGUUUCGUAGUCAUGGUCGACGAACACAGCAGUGAUGAAUCAGAUAGUGAUUUUGAUCGGCCCCAAUUGCAAGGUACCCUUCACAAGUGGACAAAUUAUAUUCAUGGAUGGCAAGAUCGUUACAUUGUUUUAAAAAAUGGUACGUUGUCGUAUUAUAAAAGUGAGCAUGAAAGUGGCUAUGGAUGCAGGGGAGCAAUUUCAUUGGCUAAAGCAACAAUAAAACCGCAUGAAUUUGAUGAGUGCAGGUUUGAUGUAUCAGUUAAUGAUUGUGUGUGGUACCUACGUGCAGAUAGUGUUGAAAGCCGACAACAAUGGAUUGAUGCUCUAGAGCUUUGUAAGGGUGAAUCGGGCUAUGGAACUGGUUCAGAAAACAGUUUAAAACGACAUGGAUCUACAGUUAGUUUACAGUCCACUACCUUCAGUACUGCAUCAUCAAACAGUUUUAAGAAGUCUACACGAAAUUUACGCGAAAAACUGGCAGAAAUGGAAACGUUUAAAGAUAUCCUUUGUAAUCAAAUAGAUAAGUUGCAACAGUAUUUUGAUAAAUGUGCUGAAAAUGAAAAUUAUAAUUGUAAUGGAGCCAAAACAUCCCCAAAAAUCAAAGAUGAAAAAGCAGUAGUAGAUUUUCGUGGUGAAGCUUUAACAUUUAGGGCUACAACAGCUGGUUUGUUGGAUACCUUAGCGCAUUGUAUAGAGUUGGUGUCACAGAGAGAAGAAGCUUGGCGAAAACGUUUAGAAAAAGAAUGUGACAGACGUAGGCAUACUGAAAAUAUUGCUAGAUCAUAUUUUGAUCAACUUCAGAAAGUUCGCAAUGCUCACCCAGGUCCAGAUCUGGAGGAAGGACCGCAUAGUGUUAUUGGAGACGAUGAAUUUUAUGACGCUGUCGAAUCCGGACUCGACAAGAUAGAGGAAGAACAAGAACUGAGGGGAAGAAUACUGAGUGGUAUGGCUGUGCCUGUUACCCCUCCACCAACUUCGCCAAUGGUGCAGCAUCACUUAACUGCAGAAGUAGAUGCGGUGGUGAAACAGCAAGUUGCCAUGGCCCGAUUGGGGGUUGGAGAAUGUGGUACCGGUUGGCAACUCUUCGCGGAAGACGGAGAAAUGCGAAUGUAUCGCAGGGAACAGGAAGUUGACGGUAUGGUUGUAGAUCCUCUCAAAGCCGUGCACACUGUCAAGGGCAUCACUGGGCAUGAGGUCUGCCACUAUUUCUUCAGUCCACAAUACAGAUACGAUUGGGAAACUACAUUAGAGCACAUGAACGUUGUAGAGACUAUAUCUGAGGACACGUUGGUUUUUUAUCAGUUACAUAAACGCAUCUGGCCAGCCAGUCAGAGGGAUGUGGUGUUUUGGUCGCACAUACGUCAUUUGCCUAAUGAUCAAGACCGUGAUGGGCCGCAUAUAUGGACAGUGGUUAAUCAGUCUACAGAACAUCCAGAGUAUCCGGGAUGUUCAGGAAAGACCGUGAGAAUAUACUUGACCGUGUGCUUGCUUUGUCAGACCAUUGUUAAUCCUCCAAAAGAUGGGGCCCCAAUAUCAAGAAACGACAUUUCAUGUAAAAUUACUUACUGUUCUGUUGUAAAUCCUGGUGGUUGGGCUCCAGCAUCAGUUUUGAGAGCUGUCUAUAAAAGGGAAUACCCGAAAUUUCUGAAACGUUUUACGGCUUACGUUAUAAAUCAGUCUAAAAAUAAGCCAAUUAUGUUCUAAUGACACACAAGCCACGUGCAUAAAUGUAUCAUAUUGUCUUGUGCUACUCUGUAAGAAAACCACGCUAUUAUUUGUAUUAUUGUUGUUACAAUGUGUAAAUGUCUUUCACUUGAUAUUUUUUAUUUGUAAAGUAUUGUCAGAAUCAAAAAUAUAUAUACAGUUUCUCUAAUUUA